Molecule: messenger RNA, 2672 nt
Organism: Cydia amplana
Lineage: Eukaryota; Metazoa; Arthropoda; Insecta; Lepidoptera; Tortricidae
Gene: Prp40
Product: pre-mRNA-processing factor 40 homolog B
Exons: 18
Coding region: 133-2625 (830 amino acids)
Biological process (GO): mRNA cis splicing, via spliceosome
Cellular component (GO): U1 snRNP; U2-type prespliceosome
Molecular function (GO): protein binding; RNA binding
Source: RefSeq, a predicted model, not a curated record
CAGCUUGACGUUUCGAUCCCACAAUAAAGCAAUCUUAUAGAAACCGAAUUAAAUUCAUUAUUUUCCUACACAGUUCACUAUUUUGAGAUCACAUGCUAAGAAAGCUCAAGUGUUAUAGUUCGUUUUACUAAAAUGGACGCGUCAAGCACUGGCACUAGCUCGCCAGGUUUGAUGGCAGCGCCGCCGCUCUUGCCGCCGCCGAUGUUAGGCGGGCUAGCGCCCCCGAUGCCGCCGCAAGUGGCGAUGCCACCGGUGCCGGGGAUAACUCCAACGAUGGCUGCGAUGCCUCCACCUAUGGGUUUUCCACCUAUGAUACCUCCGUUCUCGAUGCCUCCACCGGGGUUUCCACCAUUUAAACCCGAUCUAACUGCUCCAGCACCAGAAAUUGCUCCGAUCUCAAACCACACCAGUCCCUGGUCAGAGCACAAGGCUCCUGAUGGCAGAACAUAUUACUACAAUUCUGUGUCUAAGCAGAGUCUCUGGGAAAAGCCGGAUGAUCUCAAAACUCCUGCUGAGAAACUGCUUUCCGCCUGUGUGUGGAAAGAGUAUACAACAGAUGCUGGUCGGCUGUACUACCACAACAUUGAGACCAAAGAAUCUAGUUGGGUGGUGCCUGCCGAGCUGCAGGAGAUUAAAGAUAAGAUUGCUGCAGAGGAAGCUGCUCAAGCAGCUUUGAAUGGAGACCUGCCUCCUGGAGAGGUUCCCCUGCCAGGGUCUCCAGCGGUGCCCAGCACUGGCAGCUCGGCCCUUGAUGAAGCCAUGGCCAAGACCCUAGCGGCUAUAGACCCCUCUAUUGUUGGCUCUAUACCUAUACCAGAUGACAUUGAGCCAGAAGAUGUAGCGUCACCAGCUCAGGCCCCUGGGGAAGCAGCCGACGCCGUGGCUGAACCGCAGUACAAGGAUAAAAAAGAAGCUAUUGAGGCUUUCAAAGAACUGCUCAAAGAUAAAAAUAUUUCAUCAAACGCUACAUGGGAACAAUGCGUGAAAAUUAUAUCAAAAGACCCGCGGUAUGCAAUAUUUAAAAAACUCAAUGAGAAAAAACAAGCUUUUAAUGCAUACAAAACACAGAAGAUCAAAGACGAGAGGGAAGAAUUAAGGUUAAAAACAAAGAAAAAUCGCGAAAAUCUUGAAGAAUUCUUGCUGACUUGUGACCGUGUGACGUCCAUGACAAAGUAUUACAAAUGCGAUGACAUGUUUAGCAACCUAGAGAUAUGGCGAUGUGUACCAGAGUCAGAUCGUAGAGAUAUUUUUGAAGACUGCAUAUUUACGAUAGCAAAACGCGAGAAAGAGGAAGCUAAGGCAUUGAAGAAACGAAACAUGAAAAUGUUGGCACAGGUUUUGGAGAACAUGAACGAGAUCACAUACAGCAGCACGUGGAGCGAGGCGCAGGUGCUUCUGCUAGAGAACUCCGCCUUCAAGAACGAUGUCAGUCUGCUCGGCAUGGACAAGGAGGACGCGCUCAUAGUUUUUGAACAGCACAUAAAGAACAUGGAAGCCGAAUAUUUGCAAGAAAAAGAACAGCUCAAAAAGAGAAACAAACGGCAGCAGAGGAAAAACAGGGAUAACUUUUUGGCCUUGCUGGACGGUUUACACGAAGAGGGCAAGCUGACGUCCAUGUCGCUGUGGGUGGAGCUGUACCCCGUCAUAUCGGCUGACAUGCGCUUCUCUGCCAUGCUAGGUCAAACAGGCUCAACCCCACUAGACCUAUUCAAGUUCUACGUGGAGAACCUAAAGGCGCGCUUCCACGACGAGAAGAAGGUCAUCAAGGAAAUCCUCAAGGAGAAGCAGUUCGAAGUGAAGCCGGACACCAGCUUCGAGGAGUUCGCCACCGUGGUGUGCGAGGACAGCAAGUCUGCCGCCUUGGACGCCGGCAAUGUCAAGCUCACCUACAACUCGUUGCUAGAGAAGGCCGAAGCAAGAAACAAAGAGAAGAUGAAAGAAGAAUCCAAGGCUCAAAAGAAGCUAGACAGCGCGUUCAAAUGGGCACUGAGCGAAGCCAACGUGGACCACCAGCUGCCGUGGAGCGAGGUCCAGGAGAAACUGGACCUGGAGGCGCCGGAGUUCGCCGCCGUGCCUUGUGAAGAGGACCGCCUUAGGAUAUACAAGGACUUCCAACACGAGCAGGAGGAGAGCUGCAUGCACUAUCACCACCCAAAGCCGCGGAAGGCCAAGCGCUCCAAGAAAAAGAAGCGUUCACACUCACAAUCUCUGUCGCCGUCCAGGUCGCGGUCGGGCACGCCGGCGCCGGCGCCGCGCUCGGCGUCCCCGGGCGCCGCGAGCGCCGCCUCCUGGACCUCGGAGGAGCGCAAACACAAGAAGUCCAAGAAGAAGCACAAGAAACCGCGCGACGAGCCCGCGCCCCGUUCAGCGUCACCAGAGGAAGGCGGUAUUUCGGACUCUUCGCCGCCGCCGCCGCAAAAGAAGAAAAAGAGCAAACGCAGCGCGCCCGCCUCCCCCGCCGCCGACUCCGACCACGCCUACAAGCCCAAGAAGAAGAAAGAGAAACGCGACAAGAAGGACAAGGACAGAGCGGCGUCGGCGUCGGCGCCGGCGUGGAGCGACGCGGACCUGGAGUCGCGGCGCGCGGCGCUGCUGGCGCAGCUGCACGAGCACGAGGCGGACUGACGCAGCGUCACGCACGUGCGCAUCUACAACGCCUACCCGCGCCCGCA